AUGUGGUCUGUGAAGAAGUCCAAAAAGAAGACAAUCGAGAAAGAGGUCACGGAGAUGCCAAAGACCGCAAAAGAAGCCGUGGAACGGUACGAGGAAAUGUUCGAAGGCAAACGAAUCAUUUCUGAGCGAUUUGGUGAGUUUUUUGAUAUCCAGUGCUUCUUGUUUGACAAAACCAAGCCGGCUGAAGAAAAAGAUGGAAAAUGGGUGCAGCGGAAAGUUCUAAAAGUGUGCCAGUGA
Molecule: messenger RNA, 237 nt
Organism: Caenorhabditis briggsae
Lineage: Eukaryota; Metazoa; Nematoda; Chromadorea; Rhabditida; Rhabditidae
Exons: 2
Coding region: 1-237 (78 amino acids)
Source: RefSeq, a predicted model, not a curated record